GCGCACAUCUUUCGAAAUUUGCGUUCCGUUUUGAUUGAUGACUGAUUGAAGACGGUUUAGACUUUUCUUUGUAAUCCUUAUUCAAUUCCUUUACUACUUUCAACUGUUUGUCACUACCUUCGACUUGUCCGUUCCGUAAAUGUGUCAGUCUGUUGCCUUCUUGUCCAAUGUCUGUCCACGUCUGAUCCAAGUUUCGAGCGCUCAUCGCAGGUCUUCACCGCCAGCAUUAUCAUAUUGAUUGAGAGCGUUGCGGAUCAUGGCUAUAGCAGCGAGGCAAUGCUAGUUUGUGGCACAUUAGCCGGCUAUUUGAUCAUUUGCAGUUCCCUUACCAUAGGCCACCUGCUGGGCGCCAAAAUGGACAAGCGAAUCGACAUACUCUUCGCAGUGGCGGGCUGUAUACUAUUCAUUUCAACUGGGGCUAUCAUACUCGAUCGCUGGAUAAACAAUUAUGAGACUGCCAUCGAUAAGAACACCAUUCUGUCUUCUGGCGUUCUAGCUUUUGCCAAUGGAAUUAUUUUUAUCGCCGACACAUUUGUCAUAUUUCAUGCCAAAUAAAUAUUGCCAACAAAAAUAGAAAACCAAAA
Molecule: messenger RNA, 584 nt
Organism: Drosophila innubila
Lineage: Eukaryota; Metazoa; Arthropoda; Insecta; Diptera; Drosophilidae
Exons: 2
Coding region: 277-555 (92 amino acids)
Biological process (GO): septate junction assembly
Source: RefSeq, a predicted model, not a curated record